AUGUCAUCGUUGGCGAAGCAGGUAAGCAGUACCAGUCUUGACAAAAACAGCACCGUUAACAUUAUAUUUUCGUUGGUUAAAAGAGAGAGUGAACCUGUCAGUAAGAAGUACGAGGACAAGAAAGCAGGUGAGGAUGCGGAAGACGUUCCAGUUGAUCUGAAAAAUGUCUUUACUAGCGAUAAUGAGAAAACUCAGUCAAGUAUAAUGGCUGGGAUGAGGUUGUACGUAUGUCUUUUCGCACUUGUAUUGGCCCAAUUGAUCGUUGCUUUGGAUGUUUUCAUUGUCAAUACAGUUAUUGACGUUGUUUCCAAGAAUUUGGGAGGUUACGCCAAGAGUGGUUGGCUGAUUACUGGUUACAGUUUGCCUAAUUCGUUGUUAAGUUUGAUAUGGGGAAGGGCCACCUCUUUAUUGGGGUUUCAAUCGAGCAUGUUGAUCUCAAUCUUUAUCUUCGAAGUCGGAUCGAUCGUUUCAGCUACUGCUACUUCGAUGAAUAACCUUGUCGUCGGGAGAGUCGUGGCUGGUAUCGGUGGUAGUGGUCUUCAAACUGUGAGUAUGAUUAUUGGUUGCUCGUUAGUUGAAGAAAGAAACCGUACCAUAGUCAUAGCGGUCAUUAUGUCUGCGUUUGCAGUUUCGUCGUUAAUCGGACCCUUCAUCGGUGGUGCUUUCACAACACAUGCUACUUGGAGGUGGUGCUUUUGGAUUAGUUUGCCCGUCGGAGGUUCUGCUGCAUUUUUAUUUUUCUUUACUUACAACCCUGAGAGGUUAUCAAUAACAGCAAGAUUAGUACGUUGCUUGAAACUAGUUAAAGCAAUUCCGUUAAAACAAUUCCAAUACGUUGAAACCUAUAAGACUAUUGUCAGGAAUUUGGUUUUCAGAUUUGAUCUCAUUGGGUUUACCCUAAACUGUACUGGUAUUUGUUUGUUCUUACUUGGUUUAACGUUUGGUUCUGAGGAUAAUUCAUGGAAAAGAGCUUUCGUCGUAUGUUUCCUCGUCAUUGGUGGCUUACUUGUCGUAUGUUCGGUUGUGUAUGACUUCUACAUCUUUGAUCGGAUUAAUCCAGAACCAGCAAAUGCUUCUUAUAGACCUUUAAUGGUUAGGACUUUGAUCGGUCACAAAUAUUUCUUACUUGCUAAUACCGUAACGUGUGCAGCAGCUGUGGUGUUUGCUGGGUACAUGGUUUAUUCCGUGCAAUUUUUCCAGUUAGUUUUAGGUUACACCGCAUGGAAUGCAGGCUUGCAUUUAAUCCCCCUAGUUAUCGCUUCCCUAUUAUCUGCUAUUUUCUGUGGUGGUUUUACUAAGAAGACUGGUCACGUUAAAUAUGUGAUGAUCGCAAACAUAGCGCUACUAUUAAUUGGCAGUGGGGUGUGCACUUUAUUAGACAAUUAUUCAAACAAUUCUAUGCAGAUCGGUGUAUGGAUUCUACCAGGUUUUGGUUUAGGUGCUACUUUACAAUGUGCCCUUAUCAGUUCUCAGUUGCAAAUUGAUAAAAACAGCCCUGAUGCUAAAACUGAGCUAGUAGAAAUCACAGCGUUUAAUAGUUUCUGUAAAUCUUUGGGUUCCAGUAUUGGAGCAGUUUUAUCCACAACCACCUUUAUCAGCGCUUUAUGGCGAAAGAUCAACAAGGCAAAAUUAGAGGGCUAUUACGGUAAGAAGAUUAAUGAACUUGUGAAAUAUAGAUUACAAAACUUCGACGGAAAAUCCACUGAAGCUGCAGAGAUAUUUAGUGCUGCUGUUACGUACGUCUUUUGGAUGUGUUAUGCUUUUUCAGCUCUGGCCUUCUUUUGUGCAUGCCUCUCAUCUAAUAGGAGGGUCGAAACAGAAAAGAAAGUUGCACAAGAAGAACAUGAUGGUUUACCAUCUAUCCCGGAAUUCAAACAAGGGACCACUGUUUAA
Kluyveromyces lactis is the source of this 1893-nucleotide messenger RNA. RefSeq names its product MDR family MFS transporter. The transcript has a single exon. Gene Ontology annotation, molecular function: transmembrane transporter activity. Lineage: Eukaryota; Fungi; Ascomycota; Saccharomycetes; Saccharomycetales; Saccharomycetaceae. Gene Ontology annotation, biological process: transmembrane transport. The coding region runs from base 1 to 1893 and encodes 630 amino acids. The record is from RefSeq and is a predicted model, not a curated record.